UGACGUCACGCAAGCUACUUCCGUUCCGAUUCCUGCCCACAGGCACAGGCACACAUCAUCUUCAUCCAUCAAUUGUUUUGUUUUUGUUUUGAUCUGAUCUAGGUUCGAUUCUUGAUUGGUGUCGGUUGUUUGGAGUCCGUACUUGAUAGCAGCAGGUUUACUUUAUCGACGUUCAAGCACAAUUUUACUCAACCAUGAGUGGUGCUUCAGGAACCUCCGGUGGCUCACAGGGGGAUACACCACCCGUCACUCCCAUACCAGAUGCUCCAGACUCUCCCAGAACUGCUGGACAGCCAUUGUCAGACUUCCUGAUGCAGUUAGAGGAUUAUCAGCCAACGAUUCCUGAUGCAGUCACAGGCUUCUAUCUUAACUCAGCAGGAUUUGAAGCUACUGAUCCAAGAAUAGUUCGCUUAGUCUCAUUGGCUGCUCAGAAGUUUAUUUCUGAUGUUGCAAACGAUGCCCUCCAACAUUGUAAGACAAGAACAUCAAAUCAAGCCAACAAAACCAAGGGUAAAGAUAGAAGGUUCACUCUCACCAUGGAAGACCUCUCGCCCGCCUUAGCUGAAUAUGGUAUCACAGUCAAGAAGCCUCACUAUUUUAUGUAAAUACUAAUACUGAAUCUAAUUUUAAGUGUAAUCUCUGGACUUCAUAAAAAAGCAUUCAUCAAACCAAGACUUAUUAGGGGAAAACCUGUCAAAUAAAUUUACUUAGUAGAACUGA
This is a messenger RNA of Frankliniella occidentalis (western flower thrips), 720 nucleotides long. RefSeq names its product transcription initiation factor TFIID subunit 10. The transcript has 5 exons. The record is from RefSeq and is a predicted model, not a curated record. Gene Ontology annotation, molecular function: promoter-specific chromatin binding; RNA polymerase II general transcription initiation factor activity. The coding region runs from base 195 to 605 and encodes 136 amino acids. Gene Ontology annotation, cellular component: nucleus; transcription factor TFIID complex; SAGA complex. Gene Ontology annotation, biological process: transcription initiation at RNA polymerase II promoter. NCBI's taxonomy places the organism in Eukaryota, Metazoa, Arthropoda, Insecta, Thysanoptera, Thripidae.